Messenger RNA from Zychaea mexicana, 294 nucleotides. RefSeq lists its product as uncharacterized. The annotation marks the transcript as partial. Lineage: Eukaryota; Fungi; Mucoromycota; Mucoromycetes; Mucorales; Lichtheimiaceae. The transcript has a single exon. The record is from RefSeq and is a predicted model, not a curated record.
AAUGCCGGCACCCAUGUUGCUCUGCCUCCUGCAAUACAUACUCUGUUUUUUUUGGCUGUCCCGUAUACGUUGACUUGCUCCAUCUCGCAGUUCUCUUGCCACCGAAGAUCGGGGACGUGUUGGAUAUUCUACUCAUUGUGCAGACGAAUUCUUUUCCGUGGGUGUCUUAACUCUGCCGGACAUAUUAUGGCUCUUCUUGGCGUGCUUGUUUCCAAGGCUCCUUUGCUUGACGGUCUUAUUUCAUGGUUUUCCUGUGCUUACCAACGAUGCUGUGCAUAGAUGCUGCUCUGCCGC